Molecule: messenger RNA, 2232 nt
Organism: Closterium sp. NIES-67
Lineage: Eukaryota; Viridiplantae; Streptophyta; Zygnematophyceae; Desmidiales; Closteriaceae
Source: the annotation of a GenBank genome assembly
GGUCGCCAGCCCAGCCAGAGUCACACAAUCUUAGGGUUUCAACUUAGUCGCCGUAGAAGCUAGUCUUUCCAGCCUAGAGUGCAGCUAUGGUUGGCUGGCGACCAUGGUGGCCCAAGCCACGACCGAAGCCUCAUGAUACGGCAGCGGAGUUUAAUCCGGUGCUGCUUAUACCGGGGAUUGGAGGCUCUAUUCUGAACGCGAUCAGCAACGACGGGAAGAAGAAGGAGCGGAUAUGGGUCCGCCUCUAUAACGCGGAUCAGGAGUUUCGUACCAAGCUAUGGUCCAAGUACAAUCCCGAAACAGGCAAGACGGAGUCGCUGGACCGCGAGUCGCACAUCGAGGUGCCGGACGACAACCACGGGCUCUACAGCUGCGACAUCCUCGACCCCGAUGUCUCGGUACCGGUGGACGUGGUGUGCUACUACCACCACAUGGUCGUCGAGAUGCGCCAGUGGGGCUUCAAGGACGGCGAGUCGCUCUUCGGCUUCGGCUACGACUUCCGCCAGAGCAACCGGCUGCCCGAGACGCUGGAGCGGCUGCGCGCGCGGCUGGAGGCGAUAGUGGCGGCGACGGGGCGGCGGGUGGACGUGGUGACGCACAGCAUGGGCGGGCUGCUCUUCAAGUCGCUCGCCGCGCUGCACCCGGCGGACGUCAAGCGCCUCGUGCGCAAGUGGGUCGCCAUCGCCGCGCCCUUCAGAGGCGCGCCGGGGUUCAUCAUGGACACGCUGCUGACGGGCGUGGAGUUCCUCAAGGGCUGGCAGAAGUCGCUCUUCAUCUCCAAGUGGACCAUGCACCAACUGAUGGUGGAGUGCCCGUCGGUGUACGAGCUCAUGGCGGACUACGACUUCCACUGGGGCGGCAACAAGCCCGAGCUCAGGGUCGUGCGCCGCCGCCCGGGGGACAACAAGGUGCAGGGCGCGCAGGAGGGGAGGGACGGUGGAGGGGCCGCGUGUGGCGGAGGGGACGCUGAGGGGGGCGGCGAAAGCGAGAGCGAGAGCGGCAGCGAGAGCGGCAGCAGCAGCGACAGCGCGAGCAGCAGCGGCGAGGCGAGCAGCGUGGCGGACACGCUGUCGCUGUCGGGGGGUGGCAGCCCGGAGAGAGCUGCUGGGGAGGGAGCGAAAGAGACUCUGCUGGGCGGCGGUGUGAAGGAGGGCCUAUUGGGCGAGGGCGUGGUGGAGCAGCGCUUCACACACCUGCCGGACAUCCUCGACGCCAUGGACCGCGCGCUGCAGGACAACAAGAUCGAGGUGAACGGGCGCACCGUGCCGCUGCCGUUCAACCGGGACAUCGUGCGGUGGGCGGACGAGACGCGGCGCAUCUGGGCCAAGGCGCGCCUGCCUCCGUCUGUGGACUUCUACACCAUCUAUGGCACGGGCCUCGACACGCCCUUCCACUCGCAGUACGGCUCCCCCAAGGACCCGCUCAACGACCUGCCCGACAUCCUGCACUCCGAUGCCACCUUUGACUGCGUGCAUGGCGACGGCACUGUUCCCAUCGAGUCCGCCCUGGCGGACGGCUUUCCUGCCCGAUUCCGUGUGGGCGUGCCGGGCGCGGAGCACCGGGAGCUGCUGCGGCUGCCCCGCGUGUUCAGCCUGCUGCACUUCUUCCUGGAGGUCAAGGGCAAGGACCCCCUCUACGACCCCCUCUCUGACUUCGUCAUCGUGCCACGCCCGCCCAAGGGGGUGCUGGAGGGGGGGGGGGAGGAGGAGGAAGAGGAAGAAGACGAGUGCCAAGUAGGUUUGAUGCAAGGAAAGAGGGGAGGGGAUGCGGAGGAGGGGAGGGGAGUAGGGGACGAGAAGGGGGGUUGCACAGUGGGGGUGAGAGUGGAGGUGGCGGGGCAGGCAGUGCAGGCGGUGGUGUGCGAGUCCGAGGCGGGGAAGGGCACUGUUCGCGUGUCGCUCACCAGCAUCUCGCCAUCCCCUGACAGGGCGGAAGUGUCGUGCUGCUUUGGCAUCUGUUGAUGCUUGCAGUUUGAGCAGUUGGCCAGUGACUUUCUGUUUCUCCGUGCUGCCCUCAAGGGCGUGGCAAGCUCCGGUCCGGUGUUCAUGCAGCAGAGGAUUACAAUUUCUGAAUUCAAAACGCGAGACAUCAGUAGCUCUCUUUGGUUCUCCAUGUGCAUAUACAGUACCCUCAAGUUUCUUGUUAGGAUUAGCUUGCUUUUCUUGUUUCUUGUAUAUAAUUCUUUUUUAUUGAACUGCUCCUGCUUCCCACUACCCGUUUCAACAAUAUCGG